AGGGCUGAGUAUCCUCCAAGCUGUGGUCCACUCCCUGUGUUGACUGUCCCCCCGGCAGACAAAUACAAAACUGAAAAAUGGCACCUAAAAAGGACGCGAAGAAGCCCGAGCCUGCCAAGAAGGCAGAACCAGCACCAGCACCUGCUGCCGCACCCGCACCUGCACCCGCAGCACCAAAAGCAGCCGCAGUGGAUCUGUCUUCUGUGAAGCUUGAAUUCAGCCAGGACCAGUUGGAAGAUUACAAAGAGGCCUUUGGACUUUUCGACAGAGUCGGUGACAGCAAGGUGGCCUACAACCAGAUUGCAGAUAUCAUGCGUGCACUGGGACAGAACCCCACCAACAAAGAGGUUUCAAAGAUCCUCGGUAACCCCAGCGCUGAUGACAUGUUACACAAGAGAGUAGACUUUGAGGGUUUCUUGCCCAUGCUGCAGUUUGUGGUCAACAGCCCAAACAAGGCAACAUACGAGGACUACGUUGAGGGUCUGCGUGUAUUUGACAAAGAGGGCAAUGGCACAGUUAUGGGUGCUGAGCUGCGUAUUGUUUUGUCAACACUGGGUGAGAAAAUGAAUGAAACCGAGAUUGAAGCUCUCAUGGCAGGCCAAGAGGAUGAGAACGGUUGUGUGAAUUAUGAGGCUUUCGUCAAACAUAUCAUGUCUGUGUAAGAAGUCGGAGUUGGGAGGAAACUGAAGCAUUUCUCCAGAUUCCAUGGUGUCAGGACAUCCACACAACGUUUCCAAAACCAGCUCAGAAACGGAUAAAAGGAACAUGGGAUGUUAGUUCUAAACAAUUUUGGUUUGCGCUAUUCCUGUUUUUUCACUCGAUUCCUGUUUCUUUUGUCCAUUUUUGGAAGCCAUUCAUAUUUUUCCAGCAAAUGUUCUUGCCGUUGUUCGUGCCGGGACAAGCCUCUCCCUAGCGGAUCGGUCAUGAGGGGUGGGGGGUGUGAGAGGGGGUCAUCAUAGCCAAACAAAAAAAAAACAGACAAUCACUCCCUUGACUCCUCAUUGUCUGGAUCGCAAUAUCAAAGGUGCUAAAUAUAUUGCCAUAACUGGACUGGCUGCAUAUCCCCCCUUUUCCCUUUCCCCAGAGUCUUAAUUUAUUUUUCGCCUCUGUCAAUUCUCAUAAUAAACUUUUCACAAAGUA
Misgurnus anguillicaudatus (oriental weatherfish) is the source of this 1140-nucleotide messenger RNA. RefSeq names its product myosin, light chain 1, alkali; skeletal, fast (gene myl1). The record is from RefSeq and is a predicted model, not a curated record. NCBI's taxonomy places the organism in Eukaryota, Metazoa, Chordata, Actinopteri, Cypriniformes, Cobitidae. Gene Ontology annotation, molecular function: calcium ion binding. Gene Ontology annotation, cellular component: contractile muscle fiber; myosin II complex.